Mucor velutinosus is the source of this 1398-nucleotide messenger RNA. RefSeq lists its product as uncharacterized. Gene Ontology annotation, cellular component: nucleus; cyclin-dependent protein kinase holoenzyme complex; cytoplasm. The transcript has 4 exons. Gene Ontology annotation, molecular function: cyclin-dependent protein serine/threonine kinase activity; cyclin binding; ATP binding. The record is from RefSeq and is a predicted model, not a curated record. Lineage: Eukaryota; Fungi; Mucoromycota; Mucoromycetes; Mucorales; Mucoraceae. Gene Ontology annotation, biological process: regulation of gene expression; protein phosphorylation; G1/S transition of mitotic cell cycle. The coding region runs from base 1 to 1398 and encodes 465 amino acids.
AUGUCCGAGAAUGUCCCACCUCCUCUUCCAAGGCACAAUAGAACAACAAAGCUCACAGUCGCCUCAGAUGAAGAGCGCCAUACUCCCACCACCACUUCAUCUUCCACUGCAAAGCACAACAGCAACUUUCUAUCAACCACAGACGUAUUUCAGGAUACAGGCAAUAUUUCCGCUACCAACAAUCUGCUCAUCAGAGGCGGUCAAGUACCUGACAUCUUUCAAUCCACCGAUAGGCAAGCGACGACUGUUCCCACCAUUGAUCCACAAGCAGAAGCUUCGGCUACUGCUGCUCCUCCUUCACAACUCGAACGUGAUAGCAAGAAAGAGCCCUCUCAAGCCAUUAAAAAGGAAAAUAAAGAAAAGAAAGGAGACGCUGCAAAUGCCAAGGAGACGAAACUGAGUGAUGAGCAAGAGUUGACUGCAGACGCUUUAGCAGCAGGCGAUGGAAAGCAGGAAGAAGAGGAAGAGUACGACGAUUUGGCACAUCCAUAUGAUUUAGCAGGGUAUCAGAAAUUGAGCAAGAUUGGAGAGGGCACUUAUGGUAUUGUGUUCAAGGCUCGACAAAAGGACUCCAAUAAACUGGUUGCAUUGAAAAAGAUACGACUGAAUCUUCAUGAAGGUGUGCCCACCACGACCAUCCGAGAGGUAGCUAUUCUAAAAGAGAUGAAGCAUGAAAACAUUGUCAAGCUUGUGGACAUGAUCCAGCGGGAUGCCACCAUCUAUCUUGUGUUUGAUUUCUAUGAAGUGGAUCUAAGAAAAUACAUGGACACAUUGAAGCGGCCUGGAUUGACAGCAAAGCACAUCAAGAGUUUUAUGCAUCAGUUAUUACGGGGCCUGCAUUACUGUCAUUCGCACCGGAUAUUGCACAGAGAUUUGAAGCCACAGAAUCUGCUGAUUGACUCUCGUGGUAAACUGACUAUUGCUGAUCUUGGGCUAUCUCGUGCUUUUAGCAUACCGAUGAGAACAUACACACAUCAGGUCAUUACUCUAUGGUACAGAGCGCCAGAAAUUUUGCUCGGUAGUCCGCAUUACUCUACCGCUGUGGAUAUGUGGAGUGUGGGCUGCAUUAUGGCUGAGAUGAUUACAAUGAAGCCUUUGUUUCCAGGAGGGGCACAAAUUGAUCAGCUAUUUCGCAUUUUCAGAAGGCUGGGCACACCAAAUGAAACAAUCUGGCCAGGCAUAUCUACACUGCCUGAUUACAACGAGCAUUUUCCCCCUUGGAAAGCAGUGGAUUUACGAGCAUCGCUGGAACGGUCUUCGUCUUCCAUCGAUCUUCCUGAUUCAGCAUACGACCUGCUCAAGUCCAUGCUUGAAUACAAUCCUGUCCUUCGUAUAUCUGCUAUCAAGGCCGAGGAACACACUUAUUUUUACGAUGAUAUCACCAUGCUUUCUCUAUAG